Molecule: messenger RNA, 1916 nt
Organism: Anguilla rostrata (American eel)
Lineage: Eukaryota; Metazoa; Chordata; Actinopteri; Anguilliformes; Anguillidae
Product: OX-2 membrane glycoprotein-like
Exons: 7
Coding region: 160-1281 (373 amino acids)
Biological process (GO): negative regulation of neuroinflammatory response; heterotypic cell-cell adhesion
Cellular component (GO): neuronal cell body; axon; cell surface
Molecular function (GO): cell-cell adhesion mediator activity
Source: RefSeq, a predicted model, not a curated record
UCUGGUCCAGUCUCCAUUAUUCAUUAUUCCACGAACAAAAUACAUGCCACGGACACUUAGAGUGGCAAAUUAUGCUGGCGUAUUCCCACUGCGCUGAUGUAGUCACGAAGAUGUUCCAGUAUUGGAGUGAUAUGCAUCUGCUUUCCCUCGAAAAUUAAGAUGGUCGAUGCUGUCCUGCCAUGGUGCCUGCAGCUCUAUAUGUCCUUGACGAUGGUUGCUAUACUACCACCAGGUGUGCUCGGUAAAGUCACGGCGCCCCGGAGCGUUCAGGCCAUGGUCAACCUCCCCUUUACGCUGGGCUGCAACCUGACGAAGCGCGGGGGCGAGACCCUGAGGCGCGUGCUGUGGGUGAACGAGCAGAACGCCACCCUGCUCACCCACGUGCCGGGCCAGCCGGCCGUCGUGGCGGACCACAGCGUGGAGCAGGCCGCCGCCCGCCGCCACACCAGCGCCAUCACCAUCAAGCGGGUGGGCCACAAGGACGAGGGCUGCUACCGCUGCGUGUUCGACCUGCACCCCGCCGCCUCCCAGGAGGGCCAGAUCUGCCUGGCCGUCACGGCGACGGUGGUUGCGGAGGGGAACAAGACCGCGGUGCGCGGGAAGUCUGCUGUUCUGUCCUGCUCCUACGGUCUGCCCCAGCGCGUCCUGCAGGUCCUGUGGCGGAAGGUGCUGGGGCGGGGCGACGCCAGCGACGUGGCGUCCUACUCGCAGCAGGGGAACCCGGUGAUAGAGGAGCCCCUCCGGGACCGCGUGUCACUCAGUCGCACCCUGGACAAGACCCGGCUUUACCUCAGCCCUGUGAGGACGGAGGACGAAGGCUGCUACACCUGCGAGUUCCAGUCCAUCUCCGAGGGAAGCAAGAGCGCUGUCGCCUGCAUCACCGUCUAUGUUCUGCCCAGACCCCAGAUUAGCUACAGAACUACCCCUGAGGGGGUGAUUGAGGCGAACUGCACGGCGCUGGCUCGUCCGCCGGUGGAGAUCGUCUGGAACGUGGAGGGGGACAACAGGACCCUGGGCCCGCCCGUGCCCACGUCCUACGAGCAGCCGGACGGGUCCACGCUGGUCGUAAGCACCCUGGUGCUGCGGACCAGUAUUCUCAACGACAAGUCUGUCAAGUGCCUGGUCCACCACCGUGGGCUGGAGACGCCCCUGUCCGUCUCCCUGAACACCAAGAUGGGAACGGCUCUCGCUGUCCUUAUCUCAGUGACCGGUGUGGCCAUUCUGGUCAUAGUGUCCAUGUGUAUCUGCUUCUUCAAGUGUUUCUUGCGGAAGUGCGAUUGACCUGUUCAGUGGGAACACCAGGCAGUUAAGAGGAGUUUUUCAGCUUUGUCGGGCUGCAAUGGACUGAAACUCUCAUAUGGACAGCAACUCUGUGGACAUCAUAAAUUACACAAACAAAUAGACUGCCAUUUUGACAGUACAACAAUCCAUCCAUCCAUUAUCUAUACCCACUUAUUCCCAGUCAGGGGUGCGGGAGGUGCUGGAGCCUAUCCCAGCAUGCAUUGGGUGAGAGGCAGGAAUACUUCCUGGACAGUUUGCCAGUCCAGUGCAAAGAUCAUCAUUGGUAAAAUUAAUAUCAGUCAGUGGCCUGCACUAAAUUUUACUUUGUUACAAAGCUUGGCUGGUUAUUAGCAUGGCUGGGACUGGAGGCUGCUCAUCCUUCUGGACCACUAAAAGUUUAAUUUAUUGUUUUACCAUUGUUUAUAGCUUUUAUUUGUUAUGUCACUGCCAUUGAAGUUUAAGAAAAACCCUACAAUUCCCCAUGGUGCUGUUUGACAGGGCCAAGCAUGGACUCUCCUCACUGUAUGUUAUUCACUUCAACACAUUGUGACAGCGGCGCUUUGUGAUACCUGCUUGCCCUUUGAUGAGAUGAACUGUUGUGGAAUGCAUUACAUCCAAUAAAAUAUGCCAUUUAA